AUGUCAAACAGAAGCCCUUACAUUGAGAGGGACAGCCGGGGACGAGAACGUCUCGUUCUAGGCCGAACGUCCUCCCAUCGUCGUACUUCAUCUCACAGAGAAAGAGCUGCCGAGGACCUCCUUGACGAAGCGGAAGCCAGAGAACAAUCUCUCAUAUCUCAAGUCUCAUCACUGCAAACCCAACUCAGCAUGGCUCAGAGAGAUCAAUGGCACCUCCAGAACUUGCGAGCCGAACACCAGCGCGUGGUCAACGAGCACUACCAGUGUAGAAACAUGCGUGCACAGCUAGAUGCGCAGGUCAGAGAGGUCCGUAGGAUGGAAGAUCUGCUCGUGGAAGAGGAAGACCGCAAUGCAAAACUCGAGCACAAGAACGAGAAGCUGGAGGAGAAGAACAGGCUGUUGAAGAGGGGAAGUGGAGAGAAUUACCAGAGGCGGUACGAGGAGAAGUUGCUGGAGGUUGAGAUGCUGAGGACCAGAAUGGUGGAGAAGGACGAUCUGAUCAGGUUGGCGGAGACGAGGAUUGCGGAUAAAAAUUCCACGAUCGUGUAUCUCAAAAACUACUUGAGAACACAUGGUUUCAGAGUUGAAGAUUGAGCAGAAGCAGAGAUGGGAUUAAAGGAUAGGGGGAUUUGAAGCCGACGACAGCAGUCAGGUAGAUGCCGGAAAGACAUCUCGCGGUCGGAUAACACAACCGAAGCCAAACCAACAAAGUCCAUCCACAACCAGCGUACUUACCUUUAUGGCCAACGAAGAGCUUAUCUGGAUUCGCACCUGGCGGGUAAAGACCAACAACAUAAAGUCAAAAUAUCGCCAUCCGCCUUCGCAAGUAACCAUCAACAACUCCAAACAGCGGGCAGCCGACGUAGAUUCGCAUUCGACACUCAUAGUUCGAACAUGGAGAACUAUUUAGCAUCCUCACGCAAUCCUUCCUAGAUAGGAUGUCAUCGCAAGCUAAUGAUUACUCGCAUGUAUGUGAGUACACCACAGAUCAAUCAGUCACCAAUUUAGGCAUCUACUGAUAUCUCUUGGCUUAGGAUAGGAUCAACUCUAAAUCCUUCAGGACUCGGAUAACAUGAGAGGGAGGGGUCUAGAAGUCCUGUACGUACGCUGGAUAGGCUGCGUAGAAGCGUAUGCGUCGUCCUGUUGGCUACUUGCUGAGCCGAGCCGAGUCGAGUCAGACAGACAGACAGACAAUCGACUUUGUCAGUUUGCUCGCUAAGUUAUGCUUUUGGUGACUUAUCUUUUGCGAGAUUGUGUAUAAUUAUAUAUAAAUGACCGGGUAAUUAAUUCAUGGUUCUGACUACCUAUCUUCUUUUAGUACCUAGGCUUUGAGUGGAUGAACUCGGACGACUAGCUAGUCUUCCAUAGGUACUGUACUCUUCCAUGAGAUUAUUCAUUCCGAGAAACUGACAUAGAAUCAAUCCACCACUUUC
Messenger RNA from Cadophora gregata, 1433 nucleotides. RefSeq lists its product as uncharacterized. Bases 1 to 594 code for a protein of 197 amino acids. The transcript has a single exon. NCBI's taxonomy places the organism in Eukaryota, Fungi, Ascomycota, Leotiomycetes, Helotiales, Ploettnerulaceae. The record is from RefSeq and is a predicted model, not a curated record.